ACGAGAGAUGAGCAUCCACCGCGGCACCACGCGUCACGUGAUCAUCCUGUCUGCUGCUGGCCGAGUGAAGCGUGUUAGCAGAUUUUUCUAUUUUGUACAUACAGAGUUUUGUAUAUACUGUAUAUGAUGAGCUCGCUGGGCGGCGACAAGGCCCGGAGCCCUCGGGAAAAAGCGCUGCCAGCUUCCGCUCACACAUCACAACCACAGAAACAAAUACAGGCUACUGCUGAGCAGAUCCGGCUUGCUCAGAUGAUCUAUGACAAGAAUGAUGCUGACUUUGAGGGCAAAGUUAACCAGCUGAUGGAAGUGACGGGGAAAAACCAGGAUGAGUGCAUGGUUGCGCUCCAUGAUUGCAAUGAGGAUGUCAGCAGAGCCAUCAACUUCCUCCUGGAGAGCAACACAGACAUGACCUCAUGGGAAACAGUGGGAAAGAAGAAGCCCUUGGUGAAAGAAGGCCCAUCAGAAAGCAAGGAGAACAAGGAGAACCGGGAGAAGAAGGGCGAAAGGGAGGCUAGCAAGGGUCGUGCCACUGGCAACCGCAAAGGCAAAGGGGCCAGUCGGAGCCGACAGGCACGUCCAGAGGAGAACGGUGUUGAGGUGACACCAGUGGACAAAGGCUCUGAUCGAGGUCGGAGGGUCAAAGGUGGAAGAGGAUCUGGAGUUCGAGGUCGAGGGAGAGCACCAACAGGAAGCAGGUUUUCAGCCCAGGGGAUGGGGACUUUCAAUCCUGCUGACUAUACCUCAGAGGCUCGGACAGGGACCACACAAACAGAGGUUUGGGACACAACGACCAACAACAGCACAGAUGGAACAGUUGCCUGGAGGAAUACUUUGGAAGACUGGGCAGCUGAGGAUUGGAGUGAGGAUGUUAGUCUCUCAGAGACCAAAGUGUUCACCUCCUCAUGUGCACCUGCUGCUGAGAACCACAUCACCCCUGGGCAAAGUCUGGACCUCGCUUCUCUGCUGCAGAAGCCUGUGGUUGGAGCAAGAGAACCACCUUCUUCUUCCUCUCAGAGUCUGGUCUUUACCAACUCCCAUCAUCACCAGCAGCAGCCCCACAGCCGCAGUGCCACCAGUAGCACAAGCUACGCACAUGCUGCUCUGUCAUCAGUGCUGGGAGCUGGUUUUGGGGACUUGGGCCAGGCUAAAAGGACUCAGGCCAGCCCUGGAGCUCAGAUACUGGAACAGCUGAAGGGUCCUGGCUUGGGUCAGCUUUCCUCAUCCCAGGCAACCCCUCCUGUCAGUAGCCAAGGAAGCAACACUUCUAUUGGUCGACUGCCAGGCCUGGGAGCACCUGUACCUCCACCCUCCUCCUCUAGCUGGGACAUGAAGACUUCAGAAUCCAACACCACCUCACUGUCCUCACAGUACAGCCGUGAGUUUGGUCUGCAGCCAGAGCCUUCUCUUGUGCUGAGUCAGCUGGUUCAGAGGCACACGGGCCCCUCCUUGCCUUUGGCGCGUCAGACGAGUCCACAAUCGCAACAGCAAGCACCAUCUGCUUCAGCCUCGCCUGCUCCCCAACACACCAGCACUCCAGCACAGGCAGGCCCGGUGAUGGCUCCUGCUGGUGCUAAACCUCUUGCCCCGAAUGCAGGGCUGGACCCUCAGGGCAACAGCACGACACAGCAGCAACGGGUACAGCUCAAAGGCCAGAAACGAAGGAUACCUCCCACGUCAAAGAUCCCAUCCACUGCAGUAGAGAUGCCAGGCUCAGCAGAUGUUCCUGGACUGAACCUCCAGUUUGGAGCACUAGACUUUGGCUCGGAAUCGGCGUUGCCAGAAUUUGGAGUCGUGGAUAAUUGCGUGAGUGCAGCAUCGAGGGAGUCCGCGUCGGCCCCUGCCUCAGCACCACCUGCAACAGGACCGGGGGCACAGAGCCAGACGAGCCUGUACUCUAAACCGCUCAGUGAGUCACUGGGCAGCCCUCUCUCGGUGGCCCUGUCUUUGCCCCUCUCCUCAUCAGAGCCAGUUUAUCACUCCUCCACAGUGGCUUUGCCGAGUCUCACCUCCUCAUCGUUAGGGACCGCAAGCUCAACCAACACUCCUUCCCCCUCUUCAACAACCUCAACCACCUCCGCCUCUGUACCUUCCUCAUCUCCCUUCUCCACGGUGGGGGGGAGCUAUGAUGGGACCAUGCCCCCUCACACAAGACUGGCAUUUUCUCAGAACAAAGAGGCCACGGGGCCAGUGAUGAACGGUUUGAAUGGUGUGAGGACUUCUGCUGCUCUGGACACUUCAUCAGCUUCUUCUACACCAAAACCAGAGUCACCGUCUAUGAACAUCAGCACCAACGGCGCCUCAGCUCCUUCCUCCCAUUUACCGUCUACCAUGCCUCCACACAGCUCCACCACGCUCUCCGGCCUGGCAGCGGACCUGCCCUCAGUCAGCCAACUCAACUCACUCAACAGUCAUGUCAGCAGUCAUUCCUCAGUUUCAGCUCUGGGCUCCAGCUCUCACACUUACACCAGUGUUGACAGCAGCAAUGUGAGCUCUCUGGCUCCCUCAUCUGGCUCUUACACGUCAUCCCAACCCACAGCCUCAGCACUCCACUCAGCCCACAACAGCAGCAACAGUAGCAGCAGCAUCAGCCACCUGUCCAACAUGCCCAGCAUGGGCAACAACAUGAGCAGCACAGUUGGCGGUAUUGCUGGUACGAGUGGACUUCACUCAGCUGCUACCGCCACCAGCAGUACAGUACUGGGACUUGGCUCCAAUGGAGCUACUGCCACAUCCAACCUCUCUGCUCCAAGGACUACACCCCUGCUCUCCUCCUCCACUGGUAAAGCUCCUCCUAACCUGUCCCAGGGUGUGCCUCCUCUACUGCCCAACCAGUACAUUAUGGGCCCGGGGGGGCUGCUGCCUGCUUACCCACAGAUCUAUGGCUAUGAGGACCUGCAUAUGCUCCAGUCGAGACUGCCAAUGCCCUCUUUGCAGGAUUACUAUGGAAUAACAUUCCCUGGCCCCGCAGCAACUCUUUCCGGCAGAGACGGGAGCCUUGCCAACAACCCUUACUCAGGUGAAGUCACAAAGUUUGGCAGGAAUGACUCCACCUCCCCAGCUCCCCCCACAAGCCUUGCGGCGCCGCAGCCUCCCCAGGCUCAGAGCCAAGGACAGAACCAGGCGCAGCCUCAGCCUCCUCAGGCCCAGCCUCAGCCCCAGGGCCAGCCACAGCACCACAGCAGUCAGCAGGCCUUUCUGCCGCCAGGCUACAGCUACACAGGCCUGCCUUACUACCCUGGAGUGCCCGGUGCCGUACCUAGUGCUGCUACCUUCCAAUAUGGCCCCACCAUGUUUGUUCCUCCUGGAGGGCCAGGACCAGCUUCGGCCAAGCAGCACAGCAUGGGCCUCGGCCUGGGAAACCCUUCGGCUAGCCCCUUCCAGCAGCAGACACAGCAGCAGCCCAGCGGCUAUGGCCAGCACACCUUCAGCUCAGGGUACGAAGAGCUGACAGCAGGGCCGGCGGGAGUGGAAUACAGUAAAGGGUACAACUCCUCUUCACAGGCACAAGCCAAAUCUGCUGCUACUGGCCCCGGGAAAGGGGUCUCAGUGACAUCCAGUAACUCCGGUGUGCCAGACAUCAGUGGAAGUGUUUACAAUAAGACCCAGUCUUUUGAUAAGCAGGGUUUCCAUGCAGGAACCCCUCCUCCCUUCACUCUGCCAUCAGCGCUGGGGGGUCCAGGGCCUCUGAACCCUGGAGCAGCUCCUGGAGGCUAUGCACCUGCCCCAUUCCUCCACAUCUUGCCUCACCAGCAACCACACUCACAGCUGCUGCACCACCAUCUUGCUCAGGAUGGACAGGGUGGUCCGAGCCAGCGCGGCCAGUCCAGUAGCCUGCAGCAGAAGAGCCAAGUCAACAAGUCGGGCUACGGCAGCUCCCCUUACUGGGCCAACUGAGAACGACCACACCAGUAUAUCUGACUGACAAGAUCAUAGAGGGACAAACGAUUUACAACACAAGCUAAAACACACACACUACCACCACCCCCCUCCCCUUUGCUCUGUAUAUCCCCUUUUCAAAUUUAUGGCUGUUGUAUGUAAAAUAUAUUUAUGUAUGUAUUUAUACAGUAUAUAUGUAUUGGUAGGACAUAAAAUGUGGUUUUCUGCAUUUUUUUUAUUUUGAAGGACAUUUUAUUUCAAAAUAAUGGAAAGAUGAGAAUGCUAAAUCAUGGAGAUGAAGAUGGUGAAUAUACUUGAACACAAGCAUCUUGUGAUGUGGAUUUUUUUUGUAUGCAUACAUGAACUGAGAAUGAUGUACAUAGAUUAUACCCAUCAUUUUCAUGGCAAAAGCCUUUUUUUAAUUUUAGAAGAAAUAUUUUUUUUGUAACUUUGGUCUCCCGCAUCUGUGAAUCCUUAUAUUGAGGGUGACUUGAGUUGAUAGCUAGACUUUUCUUUUACCCCGUUUCCUUCCAUUUGUCUCUCAUUCCCUGACUCUUACUAGUUGGUUGGCUUGACCAGCCAGGCCUUGGAUUUGAUGUCAUUUUAACAUUGGUUUAAUCCUUGUUGUCCAAAUUAAAAUUAAUGAACAGUU
Messenger RNA from Pundamilia nyererei, 4528 nucleotides. It is a transcript of the gene ubap2a, whose product is annotated as ubiquitin associated protein 2a. NCBI's taxonomy places the organism in Eukaryota, Metazoa, Chordata, Actinopteri, Cichliformes, Cichlidae. Gene Ontology annotation, cellular component: cytoplasm; nucleus. Gene Ontology annotation, molecular function: protein binding. The transcript has 27 exons. The record is from RefSeq and is a predicted model, not a curated record. Bases 124 to 3894 code for a protein of 1256 amino acids.